Messenger RNA from Meyerozyma guilliermondii ATCC 6260, 2565 nucleotides. RefSeq lists its product as uncharacterized. Lineage: Eukaryota; Fungi; Ascomycota; Pichiomycetes; Serinales; Debaryomycetaceae. Bases 1 to 2565 code for a protein of 854 amino acids. The record is from RefSeq and is a predicted model, not a curated record. The transcript has a single exon.
AUGCUAAACUUAUUCAACCUACAGGAGCUUUGUGGUAUGGCCAAAAUAGCGCCCUUGGUCAGGCGAAUGUUCAACCCUAAGCAUGUCAAAUUCAUCCUUAUAGUCGUGGCUAUCAUAAAUGCUCUUUAUCUUGCAUCUUUGUACCUCGGAAAGGGACCGACUUUGCCUCGAUGGAGUUCUUCAAUUUUACGUUCCGGGAAGAUUUCUGGUGGUCAGUCGUCUCUGUCGCAGCAGGCGAUGCCAAUCACGUCUACUGUGGAAAACGGGGGCGAAAAUGACCAACUGACGAACGGGGAGAAGCAAAAUAAUGACAAAUCGACGACAUCGCCGAUGACGAAAAAACUUUAUGAUAUUCCUAAAAAACCGUAUGACGAGUUGACGGACGCAGAAAAGAUUCUUGAUCUUUUAAACCAGGUCACGCUUGAUAAACAAAAGUAUUGGCUAGCCCAUACCGAACUUACACAUAAUGAGCUCCAGAUCAGAGUGCACGAUUUUCUUCCUCAAAACUGGGUGGAUCGGCCCACGGUGUUCUAUGACCCGCGGUUCACGUUGGCGGUUUAUGUGAGCGAGAUCAAAAACCAGUAUCUCCGCAAAAACCCCGAGAACAAAAAGUUCAAAAUCCACGAAAUCGUGGUGCCUUUUGCAUGGUCCGACUGGGUCGAUCUCACAAUGCUCAAUGAGGAGCUCGUCAAGCCGGAAUCCAGCCGUAAGAACUGUGAGUAUAUGAAAGCCGUGCAUCAUAUUCCAGCCAAGGAUCCAAACUACUGUGUCAAUAAUGCCGAUUUGACCGAACAAGAUCUCGAAGAAAUGGCGCUUCCUUCGACCAAAUUUGUGCCUGGAUUUGUCGUGAAAAAGUCACCCACAAACAAGGCUUCCAACGAAAUCCGUAUGUGGGAAGGAAAGUCGCAUCUUUUGACGUAUGCCAAGAACCCAUUGGCCAUGAUAAUUUUGAGUAAAGACGGUGUUUAUGAGGCAAAGAUAGACACCAAGAAACGCAUUGUCGACUCUGAUCUUUUUGAAAACUAUUUGCGGGACAACGAGAUCACCUAUGAUGACCCCGAUACAAGCAUUAUUAUGGACCCAGUGAAGGAAUUUCUCGACUUGUCGAACAAAGUUUUACCCAAUCCUCUCGACCCAGAAGACGACGAAUACGGCAUGGUGGCUAAAAUCAAAGAAACAAACCCGGACGUUUCCAGGGAAUUGUAUCUUCCUGACACCGCUUUCGACUACCGCCAGGACAAGAUAGACAAGCAGAUUGCUGAAUACCAGGAACGGAUCGACAAACUUCAUGAUCUCACGAGAGACGAGCUUGCAUUCGACCAGCAUUCCAUCAAUCUUCUCCGACUCACCAGAAACGAAAAGUUAUACUUUGACGGGCUCAAGUAUGCCAAUCAGUUUCCCAUCGAAAAAGAACAGACGUAUUUCCGUAUGGCUCGGCUUAUUUUCGAUGUGCCUGAGAACGACAAGGAUGCCGGGUGGCAUUACGAGUGGAGGUUUUUCAAUGGUGCGUUGAGAUACUUGAAAAAAGGGUGGAAUCAAGACGAGCUUUUGAUUCGUGAAAAGGUAUUAUUGGACAGAAUUUUGAGAAACUGGUUCCGAUUUGCAAAUGAAAAAGGAAUCAUUUCCUGGAUCGCCCAUGGGCCUCUUCUUUCAUGGUACUGGGAUGGACUUUUGUUCCCGUUUGACGAAGAUAUCGAUAUUCAAAUGCCAGCCGAAGAAUUGGCGCGGUUCUCCAAGCUUUAUAAUCAGACAUUAGUGAUUGAAGAAAUCACCGAAGGAUUCGGAAAAUACUUUAUUGACUGUUCCACAUUUAUCCAUCAUAGAGGAAAGUCGUACAAGGAAAACCACAUCGAUGCUCGAUUCAUAGACAUUGACACAGGCUCUUAUAUCGACAUCACUGGAUUAGGAGUUAGUGACGAGCCAGCACCCGAAAAGUAUAGCGAAAUGAUUGCGGAAUCGGAACGAGCUGGUGAAGUUAAAAAGGUUUACAAUUGUCGCAAUCUUCACUUUUCACUGUACAACGAGUUGCUGCCAUUACGAUUCACCAUGAUGGGAGGAGUUCCUCUUUACAUUCCAAACCGCAUUGAGGAGAUUCUUCGAGAUGAAUACUCACAAGGAAUGACAUCUUAUACCUACGAAGGGUUCUUUUUCGUUGAUGCGAUCAAUUUAUGGAUUCAUUAUCUGAAGCUCGAAUUUUUGUUCCCCGACCACAAAUACUACAAGGAAGAUGGCGCAUUGGAUACCGAGGUAUUCUCGCUGCUAGUACGUUCUAUGGGCGAUGCCCAUGUACUCAAGCUUUUACAAAAAGACGAAGAUAUUCUACUUGAAUAUUACCUUACGAAAGACGUUACAGAAUUACACCGAAAGGAACUCACGUAUCUUUUUGACAUGCCGCACGGAGAAAAGACGUUGAUGGGAGACGUUGGACAUCAACGGGCAGAGGACGAAGUCAGUAAUAAUGUUGAAUACCAUCGACUCACGUCACAAUUUAAGUUUCAAAAACCGUUUAGACGACCAUUAUUCAACUACGAGCACAUCGACAAGCCAGCACAUCACCGGGACUAA